UUUUACUAAAAAAAGCCCACAAAAAAGCCGCAAAAAUGCUGGGUCGUUUCGGGCCGGGUGUGUGCACCCAAGUGGUUGCUGUGGUUAACAACCAGCAGAACCGUAACAUGGCCACAUUGAAGGCCAUUUCUAUUCGAUUGAAGUCGGUAAAGAACAUUCAGAAGAUCACCCAGUCUAUGAAAAUGGUGUCAGCUGCCAAAUACACUCGUGCUGAGCGUGACUUGAAGGCCGCUCGUCCCUAUGGCGAGGGUGCUGUGCAGUUUUACGAGAGGGCAGAGGUAGCUGCCCCAGAAGAUGAGCCCAAGCAACUGUAUGUUGCUAUCACCUCUGACAGAGGUCUUUGCGGCGCGGUGCACACCGGUGUCUCCAAGGUAAUCCGACUCCGGCUUCAGGAGCCUGGCGCGGAGAACAUCAAGGUCAUCUGCGUGGGCGACAAGUCCCGUGGUAUCCUGCAGCGCUUGUAUGGGAAGCACAUCAUCGGUGUGUGCAACGAGAUCGGGCGCCUCCCGCCCACCUUUAUCGACGCGUCCAAGAUCGCCAGUGGCAUCCUGACGUCGGGCUACGACUUCGGCUCCGGCAAGAUCAUCUACAACAAGUUCAAGUCCGUCGUGUCGUACAUGCAGUCCGAUUUGCCGUUGUACAGCCAGAAGGCUGUUGAGGGCGCCCCGAAACUGGCGACAUACGAUUCUCUGGAUGCUGACGUGAUCCAAUCCUACAUGGAGUUCUCGCUCGCUUCCAUGGUGUUCUACGCGCUCAAAGAAGGUGCAUGCUCCGAACAAUCUUCCCGCAUGUCUGCCAUGGACAACGCUUCCAAGAACGCUGGAGAGAUGAUCGACAAACUCACGCUCACCUUCAACAGAACCCGACAGGCUGUCAUUACCAGGGAGCUGAUCGAAAUCAUCUCUGGUGCCGCCGCCUUGAACUAAACAUCCGGCUCGAAGGACCAAAAACUGACAUUUUGGAUUUACGUUCUUUUUGGAUGGGUUAUAUGGAAACGUCUGGAAAUUGUGGGUGUUUAUUGAAUUGGUCCUUCAGUUACAUUCUCAACGAUAUUUAUUCUAUUCUACAUACUGCCGGUUCAAGUCUGCCGACAUUCCGAUAUGAGUGUUUGGAGGGUAUCCGUAAAACACGCAAUACUCGACACUGGCUUUAACACCUUUACCGAUAUUCUGGGACACUCGUAUUUAUAUGUAAAUUGUAUCAAAAUUAAAUAUUCUCGAUGGCGAGUUGUUAUGAACUAGAUAAUGUACAACUGAAACCGAUUAUGUAAGGAUGCAGUGGUAUUUAGCAAUAAAGUAUUGUUUAGACCAAA
Ostrinia nubilalis (European corn borer) is the source of this 1312-nucleotide messenger RNA. It is a transcript of the gene ATPsyngamma, whose product is annotated as ATP synthase subunit gamma, mitochondrial. Gene Ontology annotation, biological process: proton motive force-driven ATP synthesis. The record is from RefSeq and is a predicted model, not a curated record. Lineage: Eukaryota; Metazoa; Arthropoda; Insecta; Lepidoptera; Crambidae. Gene Ontology annotation, molecular function: proton-transporting ATP synthase activity, rotational mechanism. The coding region runs from base 36 to 926 and encodes 296 amino acids. The transcript is spliced from 9 exons.